Lindgomyces ingoldianus is the source of this 1392-nucleotide messenger RNA. RefSeq lists its product as uncharacterized. NCBI's taxonomy places the organism in Eukaryota, Fungi, Ascomycota, Dothideomycetes, Pleosporales, Lindgomycetaceae. The transcript is spliced from 4 exons. The coding region runs from base 1 to 1392 and encodes 463 amino acids. The record is from RefSeq and is a predicted model, not a curated record.
AUGGAGAACAUUCCAAUCCCUGAUGGCGACACCCUCGUGUGGCGUGCGUACGGAGAGCUCGUCAAGAAGUCCUUAGUAGGCUCCAAUGUACCCACCCUAGGCGUUGACUACAUCUUCGUCUGUCCACCCACCGAGUUUGGGAUCCGUGGCGGUAGCGCAAUCCCAGAUGCAGUGACGAACUGGAACAUCUCCAAGGUUGCCGACUCCCUCCAACGAGCCGAUUCCCCUCUCUUCGUCGUAGGUGCCGACGGCAGCUAUUACACAUCCCUGCAAGCGUACCUCAAUGCGGUCAAGGUCAAAAAAAUCACGCCUGAACAGGAACAAGAGAUCGACGCAGCUAUCACAAGGCAGGCCAAGCUUGAGGACGAGGCCACGACCAUGAAAGAGCAGGCAGAGGCUAAGUGGGCUAAAGAUAAAACUGCUAAGAAGAAUAAAGUCAGCUUCCAGAAGUGGGCAGUUGCCAACGCGCCGUCAUACCUUGCCAAGAGAAAGCAAGUCCAGCAAGCGGCCGGCCAAGUCCGCCUCCUCCAGUCCAAGUACUACGGAGCCGUAGCAGCUACCCUGCAGACCCAGAUCUCAAAAUUGGAAGUGUUGGCUGGAGAUGACACCCAGAGCAAUCCUGGCUUUAACAUGCCGUGCUACCUACCCGACUACCAAAUCGAUCCACAAGCCCUGAAAAACGGUCUCCGUGUCGAGAAUCUCGAGGCCUCAAGCCUUAACUACAGACCACUGUACGCCAUCGAGGGCUACGAGAAGGCAUGCGACGACUGGAUCAAGGGCGUUUCUGGAGCAGACACGACCUGGACCUUCAACUUCCAGAGCGUGUCCCACAAUGACUGGACCAGCCUGGGACAUUCCACCAAGAUCUCUCGCCAGUCCAAUUCCUUCUUCUUCUUCUUCAGCAAAACUAGCAGCACUUCGACCAAGACCACCAAUCUCGAUUUCGGCUCUACAGACUGGCAGAAGCAAACGUCGAUUACCCUCCGAGCAAAGGGCCCAGUACAGACUUUCAACGUCACCGCUGGCUUGUGGGACGUCCCCGGCGUGCGCAAACUCUACCCGACCCUCCUACAGGGCGAAAAAGACACGGCGCACGACUCGAUCAAGCUCAACAAGAUUUGCGUCGGCUACCAAGUCUCAGUGACGAUCAAAUUCGCAGAGUCCCUGCGCAACCAGGUCCGCUCCAUGUAUCAGUCGGCGACAUCCACGUCCGACUCGGGCCUCCGCAUCCUCGGCUUCCAGUUCGGCGCCGGAGAGUACGGGAAUACGUCGGUGUAUCGCGACAUGAAAGACCUCAAGUACAAUGAGAACAGCAAUGAGUUCACGCUGCCCCCGAGUCCUGAGGGUUGUCCUGUGUUGUUGGGAUUGCUGGGCAGGAAGCUCGGGGCUUGA